GCCGGCACAGGUGGAAGCUCAGUUGUCGAUCGACACGUGACCAACUUCCACCACCAUCUCACCAGUCCCGACAGAAAAACUUAAAAGUUCGGACACAAAUUUCACGUUUCUUUUUUUUGUUGUUGUUUAGUUUGUUAAAUUCCUACGAAACGAAAUACGACAGAGAGAAGGAAGGCACACGCGCAAAAUCAACAAAACUCUUCGCAAAAGACCCAGCACAGGGUCGAUGGCCAGGGGUUUUUCAUUGAAUUACUUCAAUUGCCGUGAGUGAAUGUUGUGUGCUUAGUGUCGGUGAAAUAUCAAAGACUUUCUUCUUAUUAUUUAUUUAUUUUUUCUCCAAACGUCGCCCAAUUUUUUCGAUUUAAGAAAAAAAUUCGUACAAAAAAAAAAAAAAACGAGGGGCCGAUCGUCUUGAAGUCGUUAAAAACGGGAGGAAGAAAUGGAUCAUUUGACACUGUCGUCCAAAUCAUCGUCGCUUUAAUUAUCCCCUCGUCCGGUGAGUGUCAAGUGCUGAGUGCAGCUGUGCCUGUGUUUGUGCUGUACGGUCUGUCAAAUGGACCCGUCCACUUCAUAAUCGACAUUUCAAUCCGCAAUUUGUUGUCUUCUUCUCUUUGGCCAGUGUCCCAACUGUUUCUUUCUUGUUUUGUUUCAAACAAUUCAACAACAAAAAAGAAAAUCAAAAUCCAAUUAGGAAAAGAAAAAAUUAGAAGAAGCCAGAAAAAAAAAAAAAUUCCAAAAAAACGGACACUGUCAGAACAUCGACGGAAGGAAAACGUGAGGCGACAUGAAGUGGAUGAUGGCGGCAGGACAGCAGCGGCUGUUGUUGCUGUUGGCUGUGCUGGUUGUCGGCUGGUCGGUGCCCCAAUGCGCGGCCGCUAAACGGGGCAACGCAACCGGAGCUGCAACAUCAUCGCAUCGGCCAAGAGCAGCGACUACGAAAACGACGACGACGACAACAUCGACGACAACGACACCCUCCACCAUUACACCCGAUGAUUGGAGGGAUCCCUACGUCUACAGCCUGUUUGAAAUCACUCUGUCUGCCAUCGAUUCGAAAUUGCGACGGGUGGACAGCCUGGAACGCAACAUGGAAAUGAUGCUGGCCAAAUUGAACGAAAACAGCGCCCGCUCCGACGCCAUUUUGACUCAAUUAAAAGUCAUGGACGGCCGUUUGAACAAAUUGGCGUCGACGUCGGCCUCAGCAGCGCCAGCACCGACGGGUGGCCGCAGCAGUGGCGCUGCUGCAGCCAACGCAACGACCACAUCGGGCUCGGAUCGCACGCAAUCCGAUCGCGAGUACAGCCUGGAGCCACGCAUUUUGGCGCUGGACGAAAAGGUCAGCCAGAUCGGCUCCAAACUGAACGUGCUCACCUACCAGCUGGACUCCAACAGCCUUCUGUGGGCCGGCCUGGCCAACUACAACGAGACGGGCAGGGCUGGAACGGCGUCCGACGAUUACGUGUCGUCGAGCAGCGAGCAGGCGCGCGCCUACAUUUCGCUGCCUCAAAUACGCGCCGAUAAAUUGAUUGACCGCAGGGGAUCCGAUUGGAGCGCCAACGGCGAGGAGACGGAAUCCAUCCGCACGACAAUGGCCAGCAUGGACCGGCACCUCAAAAUUUUGAUUGAGCUCUUCUCAGAGCAGAUGGACAAGAUGAUGGGCGCCGUUGCCGACGUGCGCAGCGCCGUCGUCACGUCCCAUCACGAUCCGUCAUCCGCAUCAUCACUCCUGCUGACAGCGGCCGAAAAUCCCGUCCUACUGGCCAGCGGCCGCCCUCCCACCAGCGUCGGCGCAGUCAGCAGCGCCAAACUGGACCAACUCUACCAGAAAAUGGCGCCGCUGCUCGACGUCUCCGACAAAAUGGACCAGGUCUGGAACGUUCUGAUCGAAGCGAAAAAUACCGUCGACUCGUUGGUGCCCACAUCAGAGGCCCUCUUGUGGCAGACGCAGCGUCAGGAAAGGGCGCUGACCGACAUCCACGCCGAAGUCAACAUCAAAACGAAGCAAAUCAUCGACAAUUUGAAUUUGCUGCAAUUGGCGCGAGAUCCGCAAACACCGUUGGCAGGUGUCUCCAGCAGCACGACCAGCACGAGCACGACGAGCACGAGCAGCACGAGCAGCAGAAGCACCGCUGCGGGCGCUGCGGGCGCCACCAGCAAUUUGACCAAACGAUCGAAAAGCGACGUGCACGACGCCGGCGUCAUCCUGGCCAACAAACCGCAAGAAUCGCAACAAGUGUCCGUCACUUUCAAGCAGACGUCGGACAUUCCGACUAGCCGCGGGGUUGUCGGAGGGUCACAGUCCGUCAUCCGCGCCCAGGAACUCUCUCCUGGGCCGGUCGUAGCCGCCGUUCUGGCCGCAGCCAAAUCUUCCACCACAACGACAUCGACGACGACGCCCUUGCCUCAUUUACUUCCUCCACCGCCAGAGGUUGUUCCCAUUCCAUCGGAUAUUAUGGACAGCGAGUUUUUGCACGACGAUCCCAUCGUCGUUUUAACGGCCAAUCAAACAUCGGCCGGACCGUCGUCUAACGGCGGAUCUGCUAAGUCGGGCGACAAUAAAAAAGCCUUGUCGCUUCAACCAUCGACAGCGUCCGUCUCGGCUGCCGCGGCGGCCGUCAUAGCCGCCGCAGCCACGGCCAAUACAUCGACGACGACCAGCAGGUCCGUCUUGCUGCAGCACAUCGUUCCGGCCGGCCCUACCGAGCGUUCUCGCAUCCCAAACAAUUCAAACGUCAUUUUCCCGUCGGUGAAGAACAAACCGGGUUUCACCAACACCACGUUCUUCUACGAUUACACGACUCCGCAAAACAUUCGGGGCUACUCUUGUGCUGAAUUGAAAGAGCAAGGACUGACCAAAUCGGGCAUCUAUUAUCUACUCAUCCGCGGCACAAGUUUCUGGUACAUCAAGGUCUACUGCGACAUGGAAGAAGCCAAUGGUGGAUGGACGGUAAUUCAAAGAAGGGACGACUAUGGCGGAGACAACCGGGAGAAUUUCAACCGAGACUGGGACGAUUACAAGAGCGGCUUCGGCGAUCCGGAUCACGAAUUCUGGCUGGGCAAUGAAAACAUUUACAUGCUGACAAACGCUGAAGAUUAUUCAUUGCGAGUUGAACUCGAAGAUUUCGAAGGCAACAAAAGGUACGCCGAAUAUUCGAGUUUCAAAUUAUACUCGGAGAGGGAACAAUACAAACUGGAGAUUGGCGGCUAUACGGGCAACGCUGGAGACUCGCUCAACGAUCCUUGGUACGGUUCCAAUUUGAGUCCGUUCUCUACGUAUAAUCGGGACAACGACCGAUCUAGCCUCAACUGCGCCUCUAUGCUGAAAGGUGGAUGGUGGUGGAAAUCGUGCGGAAGAGGACUCAACGGCAUCUACCUGACCGACCCUCAAGAUCUUACAGCCAGACAAGGGAUCGUGUGGUUCCGCUGGCGCGGUUGGGAUUAUACUCUCAAACGGGCUACGAUGAUGAUCCGACCGCGACAUUAUGGCAAAGAACCGUCGAUCAACAACCCUCAAGAGAAAACAGCUUCGGCAUAGUUACACACAACUAUGUUGGUUUAAAAUCCCUAUCCAUUCUCCAACUUCUCAACGUGAAAUUACAGUAAACAACAAAAAAAACGAAAAAAAAUUUACCACACCCAUCAAAAGGCAAACAGUCAUUUUGGUCGAUCGAUAAACCAAAACCUCCCCCCCCCCCCUUCACAGCUGCAGUAUUAGAAUUUUUUUAGCCACUCCGCAAUGAUCAAGUCAUGAUCACACCAAAACAAAUUCCGUUUCUCAAGUAAUAGCACUACCCCCUGCCCUGUUUGAGCCACUGUUUGAGAGGAGGUGGCUAACUCGUUCAACACAUCGAGGCUAAAGUUUUAAAAAACAAAAAUCCAGAAAAGAAAAGAAAAAAAAAACACACCAAAAAAAAAUGGAAAAUUUCCGUACAUAUAAUUACAUACACAACAUGUCCAGAAUGGACAGUAACGCUCGCUCUGGAGGAACUUAUCGUGUAAAUACCUAUUAUUUUAAAAUAAUAUUUUUCUCCGCCCCUUUCUCCUUUACUGCCCAAACACCGAAAGAAACAAACAAAAAUGUUGUACACCCUACCCCGAACACACACUGCCCUCCAACUUGCAGUAUAGAGAACUACCCAAGAGAUUUGAAUUUUUUUUUUCAUCAAGUUUUUUUUUUUCUUCUCUCAAAGUGAAAGAAAAACUCCCAUCUCUGAAACAAGAUGAUAAUUAUUACUUUUGAAUGCUGUCAACGACACACACCCCACCCCUCUCUGUCUCUCUGAUUGUCAAUUUCUCUUUUUAUUUUUCGUUUUGAUCGAGAUUUUAAAAAAUUCGGUUUCACUUUUUUCUCGUCUUCGAUAGUAUGAAAAAGCCAUGUAAACGAGGUCUCUAUCUCUGUCUGUUUUUUUAAUUCUUCCGUUUUACUUUUUCUUGUGAACCAAAAAGAAAAAAAAAGAAAAAAAAAUCCUGUAGCUGUUAGUCCCCAUGGUGAGGAGGUUUGCAAAGUGUCAUCAACACUCGUGCAGUUUUCUUGCGUCCACAUUCUCAUUAUCUUUAUCUGUUUCUCCCAUUUUUUCUUUCUCCUAUCUCUCCCCCUAUACCAAACGGGUGUUUGAAAUCACGUGCUGGGCACUUUUUUUUGUGGAAUCUUCCAGUUGAUAUAUAAUAAACAUUAUAAUCUCUCCAAA
Daphnia magna is the source of this 4688-nucleotide messenger RNA. RefSeq lists its product as uncharacterized. Bases 785 to 3535 code for a protein of 916 amino acids. The transcript is spliced from 7 exons. The record is from RefSeq and is a predicted model, not a curated record. NCBI's taxonomy places the organism in Eukaryota, Metazoa, Arthropoda, Branchiopoda, Diplostraca, Daphniidae.